Knipowitschia caucasica is the source of this 1377-nucleotide messenger RNA. NCBI's taxonomy places the organism in Eukaryota, Metazoa, Chordata, Actinopteri, Gobiiformes, Gobiidae. The record is from the annotation of a GenBank genome assembly.
AUGAUGGACACAGUUCCUCUGAUGGACACAGUUCCUCUGAUGGACACAGUUCUAGUUCCUCUGAUGGACACAGUUCUAGAUCCUCUGAUGGACACAGUUGUAGAUCCUCUGAUGGACACAGUUCUAGUUCCUCUGAUGGACACAGUUCUAGAUCCUCUGAUGGACACAGUUCUAGAUCCUCUGAUGGACACAGUUCUAGUUCCUCUGAUGGACACAGUUCUAGUUCCUCUGAUGGACACAGAUCCUCUGAUGGACACAGUUCUAGUUCCUCUGAUGGACACAGUUCUAGAUCCUCUGAUGGACACAGUUCUAGAUCCUCUGAUGGACACAGAUCCUCUGAUGGACACAGUUCUAGUUCCUCUGAUGGACACAGUUCUAGAUCCUCUGAUGGACACAGAUCCUCUGAUGGACACAGUUGUAGAUCCUCUGAUGGACACAGUUCUAGUUCCUCUGAUGGACACAGUUCUAGAUCCUCUGAUGGACACAGUUCUAGAUCAUCUGAUGGACACAGUUCUAGAUCCUCUGAUGGACACAGGUCUAGUCCUUCUGAUGGACAUAGUUCUAGAUCCUCUGAUGGACACAGAUCCUCUGAUGGACACAGUUGUAGAUCCUCUGAUGGACACAGUUCUAGUUCCUCUGAUGGACACAGUUGUAGAUCCUCUGAUGGACACAGUUCUAGAUCCUCUGAUGGACACAGUUCUAGAUCCUCUGAUGGGCACAGGUCUAGUCCUUCUGAUGGACACAGUUCUAGAUCCUCGGAUGGACACAGUUCUAGUUCCUCUGAUGGACACAGUUCUAGAUCCUCUGAUGGACACAGUGGUAGAUCCUAUGAUGGACACAGUUCCUCUGAUGGACACAGUUCUAGAUCCUCUGAUGGACACAGUUCUAGAUCCUCUGAUGGACACAGAUCCUCUGAUGGACACAGUUCUAGAUCCUCUGAUGGACACAGGUCUAGUCCUUCUGAUGGACACAAUUCUAGAUCCUCUGAUGGACACAGAUCCUCUGAUGGACACAGUUGUAGAUCCUCUGAUGGACACAGUUCUAGUUCCUCUGAUGGACACAGUUCUAGAUCCUCUGAUGGACACAGUUCUAGUUCCUCUGAUGGACACAGUUGUAGAUCCUCUGAUGGACACAGUUCUAGUUCCUCUGAUGGACACAGUUCUAGAUCCUCUGAUGGACACAGUUCUAGUUCCUCUGAUGGACACAGUUCUAGAUCCUCUGAUGGACACAGUUCUAGUUCCUCUGAUGGACACAGUUCUAGAUCCUCUGAUGGACACAGUUCUAGUUCCUCUGAUGGACACAGUUCUAGUUCCUCUGAUGGACACAGUUCUAGUUCCUCUGAUGGACACAGUCCUAGAUCCUCUGAUGGACACAUAA